This is a messenger RNA of Brassica rapa (field mustard), 717 nucleotides long. Its product is annotated as MATH domain and coiled-coil domain-containing protein At2g42465. Lineage: Eukaryota; Viridiplantae; Streptophyta; Magnoliopsida; Brassicales; Brassicaceae. Gene Ontology annotation, molecular function: protein binding. The record is from RefSeq and is a predicted model, not a curated record.
AUGUCGAAUCAAAAGCCGAGUUUAAGGUUUGAGAUAGAAAACUUCUCGAAGCAGGACGAUAUCAUAUCGUCUGACACAUUCGUGAGCGGCGGAUGUGAAUGGUGUAUCUUCGUUGAUCCCGAUGGAGAAUGUGCUGCUGAUAGUCACUUGUCUUUGUCCCUGCAACUUGAAGAUUCUACAACCUUGCGCGAAGUGGAGACAAACUCAUUAAUUGAAUUCUACAUUCAAGUUGUUGAAGCUUUUAAUGGAGAGGGUGGAGAUGUAUCCAACAAGAAGAAUAAAAACAAGACUGUUGAUAUCAACGGUUUUCAAGUUUUAGCUUCUCAGGUUACUAAAGUGAGAAAGAUAUUCACAGCACACCCAGACAUUGCUUUAGAUUUCAAACCAACGAUACAAGAGGUGAAGACAGCAUACAUGAACGUCCUCCUCAGGGUCAUUAAAACACUUCAUAAGCCUCCAAAAAGCCUUUCAGAGACUAGACUGAGCAAGGCUAGUAGUGAAUUGAGUGAGUUAAUGAAGGUAGGUUUCAAGCUGGACUGGUUGAGGUUAAAGCUUGAUGGGGUUUCUUUGGAGAGGAAAAAAAUAAAUGUUGAUGGGUCUCAGGUCCAGCAAGUAGAGGAACGUGUCAAGAAAUUUGAGAGGAAGAAAGCAGAUGAUACUAUAUGAGUCUCGUGCUACACAAGUAGAGGAACGUGUCAAGAAUCUUGAGCUGAUGGA